AUGAAGGUGUUUGGUAAUAUCAUGAGCACUUUGGAGCAAGGAGGAGGACUGCCCGAGGGGGUUCCAAGGGAAGUACAGGUAGAAGAGGCCAAGAAAGAGGAGUUGAAGGCUGCAGAGGCCAAGAAAGAGGAGUUGAAGGUUGUAGAGGCAGAGAAGGAUGCCAGAUUUAGAUUGAAGAAGGAAGCUAAGGCAGAGAAGGAAGAUAAGAAGAAGAAGAAGAGUAAGGGGCAUAAGGAUGGGAAGGCGGAGUCAUCGCAUCAUCAUAAGUUAAAAAAGAACAAAGAGAAAAAGGAUGAUGACGAAGAUAAAAAGGCCAAGAAAAAGAAAAGAGAAGAGAAAGAAGAGAGAAAAUUGCGUCGGAGGGAGAAGAGGCGCCUCAAAGAAGAAGAGAAAGAAAAGCAGAGGGCUACGAGCCUUGAUAAGGAGCUGAUGACCCACACGAUUUGGGCGACAGCACAUCUACUCAACCUCAAAGCGGUGCUAGUGAGACUUUGCAGGCACAACCAGCCUUCACCUCUUUAG
Benincasa hispida (wax gourd) is the source of this 522-nucleotide messenger RNA. The record is from RefSeq and is a predicted model, not a curated record. NCBI's taxonomy places the organism in Eukaryota, Viridiplantae, Streptophyta, Magnoliopsida, Cucurbitales, Cucurbitaceae.